This is a messenger RNA of Benincasa hispida (wax gourd), 1155 nucleotides long. The record is from RefSeq and is a predicted model, not a curated record. NCBI's taxonomy places the organism in Eukaryota, Viridiplantae, Streptophyta, Magnoliopsida, Cucurbitales, Cucurbitaceae.
AUCCCGUGGUUUUUCUCGCUAAUUAGGAUUUUCCACGUAAAUUCUUGGUGUGCUAUUUUAUUUUCCCUACUCUAUUUUUCAUCAUGGUAUCAGAGCAUGGAGACGAAACCCUGGCCACCAUUGAGGAAAAUCCAAUAGGAGAAUCCCAAACCAAUAACCCAGAUAUAACCACUGUUAUCCAAAAAGCCAUUGAUAGAUACUUCCAAACCCUUCUUCCCCACUUCCGUGAAGACGAGCCGCCGCCGCCCUACCCACCACCGGCCGUUUCCGUCGAGCCAGCCGCCUCCUUCGAAGACCCAACCACCCGCUGCAACCACCAGUCGCGCGCGGAUGAAGGAAUCCUUCCGGUUCAGACGCACGCAGAGGAGGUCGACCAGCGACCAGCCGUGCGAAACCAGUCCGACCGGUCCCAGACGUUGCCGACCGAAGCUGUGGAGCACCGAUCUGUUACACCCAGGGCCGACUGGACCAGAUCCGCCAUGCCCGAGCUCCAAUCUGCUAUACCCGACACCGAUUGGUCCAGAUCUGUGAUGUCCGAUGCCGAUCAAUCAAGUUUCCGUCCUUCGGGAGUGCCGCCGGCCUUCUCCUCUCAGAUCGGAGCCUCAUCCCAAUCUUUGCCGCACCAAAGGACAGAUGGAAGAGGUAUGGGUAUUUUCCAGCCAGGUAUGAGCAACCAAAUGGAGCAAUUUUCGCCGAUCACAGAUGAGUUUGGAGGGGGCAAGUCUUCAUCAUACCACCAAGACUAAGGAAAUAUAAUCCAAGAUCAAGUUACUCAGUUGCAGUUGCAGAUUAAACAACAGAACGAGAUGUUUCAACAACAGCUUGCUGCUAUUGGGGAAGCCAUGGGAUCGAAAUCCAAGAUCCAAUCAGAUCUAAAUCCAUACCCUGAAAAUUCGGUAACUUCGUUCCCUACUUACUCCUCAAAUUUAUGUUCUGCAACUAUAGGCAAUUCCUCUGGAAUUAUUAUAGGGGAAAAGUUGAAUGGUGAUAAUUACUUCUCUUGGUCCUAAUCUAUUAAAAUGGCUCUUGAGGGCCGUCAUAAAUUUGGAUAUCUGACAGGUGAAAUACCAAAACAAAGGAUCGGUGACCCCCAAGAGCGAAUGUGGAAAGGAGAGGAUUCUUUGUUGAGAUCAAUUUUGAUUGGCAGUAUGGAAC